AUGGGAUGUAGCAUUAGUGUAGAAGUAAAAGAAUAAGAGAUUGGUUUUGAUACAUAAAGUCAAUAAAGACCAUUUGAAUCUAUUGAGCUUCAAAAAUAUAAACUUAAAAAAAAGUACGGGAGAAUAAGGGAAGUUUCGAUUGUAUUAGAAUAAGAUAAAUACAAAUAAUCUCAUGAAAUUAGACAUCUUGUUCCAUAAUUGGAGAUUGAGGCUAAUUCUAUUCUAAAAUCUAGAAAAUAAUCUCACGAAAGAGACAUCAAUUGA
This is a messenger RNA of Paramecium sonneborni, 264 nucleotides long. Lineage: Eukaryota; Ciliophora; Oligohymenophorea; Peniculida; Parameciidae. The record is from the annotation of a GenBank genome assembly.